CUCAUCCCCUUCAACCUCCCCGCCGUCACCGGCCGCGAAAUAGAGUAUAUCAACACUGCCAUCAAAAACGGCACUCUCACCAACGGCAGAUACACCCGUCAGUGCCAGUCAUGGCUAGAACAACGCCUCUCCUGCAAGAAAGUCCUCCUGACACCCUCAUGCACCGCAGCCCUCGACCUAGCCGCACUAACCCUCGACCUCAAACCCGGCGACGAAGUUAUACUGCCGAGCUACACCCACCCAUCCACCGCGAACGCGUUCCUCCUCCGCGGUGCCUCGCUGGUCUUCGUAGAUAUCGUCCCGGAGACGAUGACUAUCAACACCACACAGGUCCGCGAGGCAAUAACCGAUCGCACGCGCGCGGUAGUCCCAGUCUGCUACGCCGGUUUCGCGAGCGACAUGGGCGAGAUACUGGAAAUCGCGCGCGAGCGCGGGAUCUACGUCGUCGAGGACGCGGCACUGGGGCUCUUCUCCAUGUACAGAGACCGUGCCGUCGGGACGAUGGGACAGCUGGGGUGUAUUAGUUUCCAGGAGGGGGAAAAUAUCACGGCUAGGGGUCAGGGCGGUGCUCUCCUUAUUAACUACCCGGGGCUUAUGGAGCGUGCGGAGAUUAUCUGGAAUAAAGGCAUGAACCACGACGUGGCGUUUCGGAGUACGGAUGAGAGCGUGGAUACGUGGCAGUUGGUCGGGGGGAGCUAUGCGAUUAGUGAGCUCCAGGCUGCAUAUCUAUGGGGUCAGCUGGAGGGUGCAGAGGAAAUUCAGAUCCAGCGCCAUCGGAUUUGGAAUCUCUAUUGGAAGGAGUUGGAGCGGUUGGAGACGCAGGGGAUCAUACAGUUGCCAGCUUUGCCGCCGGGUCGGGAGCAUAACGCUCGGAUGUUCUGGAUUAAGCUCCGGGAUAUGGCGGAACGGAGGGAGUUCAUGGAAUCGAUGAAGGGGGUUGGGAUUAGUGUGUUGCCUCACUAUAGUUCUCUUCAUAAGAUAGGGCCUGGUAUGAAUCACCGGCAUGUUAUGGAUGAAGAUGUGGUGGCUAGGGAGAGUGAGCGCCUUGUACGCCUACCGAUAUACUAUGCCAUGACUUUGGACGAUGCUCGAUUUGUGAUAGAUCAAAUUAGGCAGUUUUAC
Aspergillus novofumigatus IBT 16806 is the source of this 1122-nucleotide messenger RNA. RefSeq names its product lipopolysaccharide biosynthesis aminotransferase. The annotation marks the transcript as partial. The record is from RefSeq and is a predicted model, not a curated record. Lineage: Eukaryota; Fungi; Ascomycota; Eurotiomycetes; Eurotiales; Aspergillaceae. Gene Ontology annotation, biological process: polysaccharide biosynthetic process. Gene Ontology annotation, molecular function: pyridoxal phosphate binding; dTDP-4-amino-4,6-dideoxygalactose:2-oxoglutarate transaminase activity. The transcript has a single exon.